GGGCACGGGCCGGGACCGUGGGCGGGAGCCAGGGACAUCUGCCCUGAGCCAGGCGCGGGUCCGAGCGGCUUCCCCGCGGGCGAUGCUGGCAGGAGGACCUGGGUCAGACCUGUGAGGUUGUGCGGAGGAUGCCCGCUGUUAUUGGGGAGUCCCCCGCAGCCCACGCCCCACCCCGGCGGGAUGGCUACAUCCCUACCCGGCCCGGAUGCAGAGCAUAGUUUGGGACUGUGGACCGCAGUCUGAGCAUAUGUGGGAGCUGAGGAAGUCAGUGUGAACUGUCCAGACUGUCACACCGCCCAGCGAUAGUCACGAUAAGGAAACUGAGGCACAGAGUAUAAAUUAAUUUGUCCAAGUCCAAACAGUUGGCAAAGAUUAAGUGUAAUCUAAGACGCCCAAGACCUCAUCCAGAAUCCCAUUUCUGUUGCCACCCAAAGUUCCUGACCACCAAGAAUUUGAUGUAGAACUUCUGCACUGUGAUUCAAGACCAUGGACCCAGAAUUUGGGAUAAAAAUGGAAAAGCAUGUUCGAUACAACUUUCUGUCAGGAGUGUCCAUCCGCCACAGAUAAUGUCCUACGUUUUUGUGAAUGAUUCUUCACAGACUAAUGUGCCCUUGCUUCAAGCCUGCAUUGAUGGGGACUUCACCUAUUCCAAGCGGCUUUUGGAAAGUGGCUUUGACCCAAAUAUCCGAGACAGCAGGGGCAGAACAGGCCUCCACCUUGCUGCGGCCCGAGGGAACGUAGACAUCUGCCAGCUGCUUCAUAAGUUUGGUGCUGACCCAUUGGCCACGGAUUAUCAGGGGAACACGGCCCUGCACCUGUGUGGCCAUGUGGACACUAUCCAGUUCUUAGUUUCCAACGGACUCAAAAUUGAUAUUUGCAAUCAUCAAGGUGCUACCCCUUUAGUUCUGGCAAAGCGCCGGGGCGUGAAUAAAGAUGUUAUCCGAUUGCUGGAGUCUUUGGAAGAACAGGAGGUAAAAGGAUUUAACAGAGGCACUCACUCGAAGCUGGAGACCAUGCAGACAGCGGAGAGCGAAAGUGCCAUGGAAAGCCAUUCUCUGCUCAAUCCUAACCUCCAGCAAGGCGAAGGAGUCCUGUCCAGCUUCCGAACUACAUGGCAGGAGUUUGUGGAGGACCUAGGUUUCUGGAGGGUCUUGCUCUUGAUCUUGGUCAUUGCUUUGCUGUCUCUGGGCAUUGCCUACUAUGUGAGUGGGGUGCUGCCCUUCAUGGACAACCAGCCUGAGCUGGUGCAUUGAGGCUUCCAGAGAUUACGAUAGGGCCUGUCAAUAUGGGUUUUCAGUUCUUAGAUCAUUUCUUAGUACAAGGCAAUGAGAGCUGUCUGGUUUUUGUUUUGGAUUUUUACUUACCAUGACUCAGAAGAAUGGUGUUUUCCAUUAAACUUUUUCCUGUAGCUGGUUAUACUGCAUCCUAACGCUACCUCUGACAUAGCCUGUGUCUAAAGAAGACAUCCCCAGGCUUGUGUGAUCAAAGUGUGGUAAUGAUCAGAGUGGACACUCAAGGCAGAGAUUUGGGAGGCCUCACAGAAGGGACCCGACUCUGGUGGAGGAGCAGUGACCAUUUUUUGUUGUUGUUGUUAGUUUGUUUUUGCAAUAGCCCAGUUCUGUUUUUGUUUACUUUCCUAGCGAAAGGAGAGAGUGAAAACUUCUGACUUAAAUUUUUAUUUUUUUUUUUCACAAUAGGAUUUUGACUUUAAAAGUGUAUUUUCAAGCUAGUCAGACAGUAGACAGGUUUUGAAAAUUAGCAAGUCUUUUCUUUAACAUGGAUUGUCUUGUUCUGUGUCUGUGAAAAUCAGCUUGUAGAGUUCAGCUCACUCUUCAGUUUCUUUUUAGAUGUCCUGUUGAGAAAAACAGCAGGAAACUCUUUGUAGCAAGUGGUCACUAGAGAAAAGAACCCUCUCCUCCACUGUCACGUAGCUCUGCAGUGCUGCCAGGACAGAUGAGUUAGUCCUUAAGCCAGCUGUGUAUUGCACUUCACCACAGUUGACUGGUGGUCUGACUAACAACGUCUGGUCAGCAGGUGUCCAGCUGUGGGAGUGGAGGAGUGUUUCUGAAUUAAGAGCUCUGGACAAUAUCAUGCUGCUGUCAUGGCGUCAGUUGCUGUGUGUGGGUGCAUGAUGUAAAUAGGACUCUGGACCACAAGCAGCUUCUGGCAGUGUGUUUGAAAACCCUCUUUGGUUCAGCAAUAUAGAAACACAUUUUUUAAUGUUAUUAUAGAGAGUGGAGGCUUACUAAUUGUUUAUUCAGUAAAAUCUGAUGGCUGCAGUGAAGAGCUAAUGGUUUUGUUUUCUGUAACCUCGCUGAGUGGUUGAGUAGAGGGGUCCGUUCUGUGAGCCUCUCGCUUACUGGUAUUUUCUCCUCUGCAUUCAGGGACCAGGUAUGGACACUUUUUUCAUCCAUGUGGCUUUACCUGCCUGAAGGGACUCUUUACAGCCCCUGACUGGCUGCUUCAGAUUCAGCUUGCAGUAUCUUGCUUUUAAUUAAUCAUGCUUGGUGGAAUGAAAGGGGGAAGCAGGCUUUUGCUUUUUGCAUGGAGAACACUAAAAUUCAAGUUUAAAGUAUGUUCAGAAUGAGAGCUUUGGAUUAGUUUUCCCUCUCUUAAGUCUCAAUAUAUGUAAUAUAUAAAUAUGUUCCAUCUAAGAUCCCUGCUUUCUGCCCAGUGCUGGUUUCUUGGAAUUGUGUGCUCUGCAUUAUUCAUUCAGUAAUAUGCUACCAAUAAAUGCAUUUGGAAAUCCUUA
Molecule: messenger RNA, 2752 nt
Organism: Meriones unguiculatus (Mongolian gerbil)
Lineage: Eukaryota; Metazoa; Chordata; Mammalia; Rodentia; Muridae
Gene: Ankrd46
Product: ankyrin repeat domain 46
Exons: 6
Coding region: 567-1253 (228 amino acids)
Molecular function (GO): protein binding
Source: RefSeq, a predicted model, not a curated record